AUGAAGUCAGUUUCGUCCGUGUCUAUAGAAACUUCUGGAAGAAAUACGUCACCAUAAGCGAGUGUGGAUGUUCUCCUCGCUGUCAUUCAUCAUGCACCAGUGAUGGAUGCGAUAAUAAUCCACCUGCAAAUGGAUUUGGUGGAGACUGUGGUGUCUGUAGCUGAUCACUAUUCCGGCAACAUUAGCGUUGCAGAGUCCACCGUCGUUGCUCGUUGCUGCUCGUCUUUCCCGGGCCCAGUCUGUUCCUGUCCUCUUCUCCGCCAUUCUUCGGCCUUGCUCUUCCCGUCCACCCACCGAAGCAGUCAGCCCCACCCGACCGUUCGUCGCCUCGGCGCCGCGCCGUCCUUCACGCCGCCCCAGUCGCCGCCCCCCCGCGCCGCCGCGCCGCCCGCGCCGCCCGCCGUCCGCGCCGCCGCCGCGCCGGCCGCCGCCGCCCCGCGUUGCCGCCGCGCUGCCGCCAACCGGCGCUGCUAA
Molecule: messenger RNA, 474 nt
Organism: Gryllus bimaculatus (two-spotted cricket)
Lineage: Eukaryota; Metazoa; Arthropoda; Insecta; Orthoptera; Gryllidae
Source: the annotation of a GenBank genome assembly